GUUUUCUAAUUAAGAGUAAUCAAAGGAAAAUUAACUGUGAUUAGUUAAAUAGUGCAAAAAGUCACAGUGUUACAAUUCGAAAAAAAAAAAAAAAAUUAAUUUACAACCAUUUGUUUAAUUGUUUGAACAUACAAAGUUACAUUUCCAAAGAAAUGAUGAAACUCAUAAGAAUCCAAAAUAUAGUGGAAUAAUCCAUUUGGUUGACUUCAAAUGUUUAUACUUCCAACCAUGGAAACCAACCCAAACAUUACAAGAGUCCCCAAAUUUGCUAAAAUUCCAGGAAGAUAAAAAAGAUCUUCCCCUUCCCAAAACUAGCUUAUACCAAGUCUUCUAAAUACAUAAAAGAUUCACACUACAUACAUUUUCACACGAGCAAGUCGUGCAAAAUUACUACUACUUCUAAACAGUGAGAGUUGAGAGACAAAGACAGAUCACAAAUUCAAUACCUUAGAUCAGAUCAAGUGUAUGUUAAAUAAAUACAUAAACAAACAUCAUCACUUUAUUUUCAUUCUUCUUAAAAUAAAUAAAUUAAAUAAUAAUUAAAAAAGUCACCUUCAUCUACAAGGCUACUUCACCGACAAUCAAUCCCCCACAAAAUACCACCAAAUUUUAUCCCCAAUCCAAUCACUCCUCUCCACCUCACUUUAUCCCACCCUCUCAUUCCCUCGUCCCAUCUCCCUACUAUCCCAUCGCCACCACAAAUGGUGGUCGAACCUCAAACCAAAUGGACACCCCGUCGCAACAGCAACCCAAAACUCGACUCCUCCCCCGACCAAACCCUCCUCGAAAUGCCCCAAACACCUCCAUCCGACGCUCGUAACAACAACAACAUCCACCACCACAUCGCCGCCGUCUCCGCCACCACAUCCAUCACAACCCUCACAAUUGUCCUCGCUUGGUACUCCUCCAACAUCGGCGUCCUCCUCUUAAACAAAUACCUCUUAACCAUUUACGGUUACCGUUACCCUAUCUUCCUCACCACGAUCCAUAUGAUCGCUUGUACCUUCUACUCCUCCUUCGCAAUCCACUCCCUCCGCCUCGUCCCCGCUCAGUACAUCCAAUCUCGCAGACAACUACUCAAAAUCUUCUCAUUAUCAGUCAUCUUCUGCUUCUCAGUAGUAUGCGGUAAUGCCUCGCUCAAAUACAUUCCCGUAUCAUUUAACCAGGCUAUCGGCGCAACCACCCCUUUCUUCACCGCCAUCUUCGCAUUCGUAAUCACUUGCAAGAAAGAAGCUCCCAUUGUGUACUUCUCCCUCCUCCCAGUCGUACUGGGUAUCGUCAUUGCUUCCAAUAGCGAACCCUUAUUCCACCUCUUCGGAUUCAUCCUCUGCGUGGGGUCCACUGCAGGGCGAGCCCUCAAGUCUGUAGUACAAGGGCUACUCCUGACGUCGGAUUCAGAGAAGCUAAAUUCAAUGAAUUUGUUGAUGUAUAUGGCGCCAAUGGCGGCUGCUGUUCUGCUACCGUUUUCGCUUUACAUAGAAGGGAAUGUAGCUGGGAUAACAAUCAGAAAAGCGAAAGAAGAUUGGUUCAUUGUUUUUCUGUUAGUUGGGAAUGCUACUGUGGCGUAUCUGGUUAAUCUGACCAACUUCCUCGUGACGAAACAUACGAGUGCGCUGACGUUGCAGGUGUUGGGGAAUGCGAAAGCGGCGGUUGCGGCGGUGGUGUCGGUGUUGAUAUUUAGGAAUCCGGUCACGGCGAUGGGUAUGGUUGGAUUUGGGGUUACUGUCAUGGGUGUUGUGCUUUACACCCAAGCUAAAAGGAGAUCUAAACUUACAGCUCAUUGAAUUUUUUUAUUUUUUAUUUUUAUAUUUUUGGGUAAAUAAUGAGUAAAGAUACCAAAAACAAUUAAAAAAUGAAAAAAAAAAAAAAAAGGAAGGAGUAUUUUUUUUUAAAGGGGGAAAAAUUAACUCCAAUUACCAUCAUAGUGUUAUUACUAUUAUUACUCUCCAUACUUCAAAGUUGAUUAAAUUUGUUUCACUUCAAUUAUUAUAUUAUAUUGUGAUUUUUUUUUUUUUUGUUUUUUAAAAUUUGAUGGGGGAUAUUGUUGUUAUUCCAAAGGGAGAAGCAACUUGUGAUGAGCAUUAAUAGAAAAGAAAAGGAGAUUCCACUUUUUUCUUCUUCUUGUAAUUGUAUUAAAUUUGUAUAAGGACCAUUUCAAUAACAAAAGUUAUGCAAAAAGAAGAAUGACAUUAAUGUCUUCUUCCUUUUUUUUCUUCAA
Messenger RNA from Chenopodium quinoa (quinoa), 2218 nucleotides. Its product is annotated as probable sugar phosphate/phosphate translocator At1g12500. The record is from RefSeq and is a predicted model, not a curated record. Gene Ontology annotation, molecular function: antiporter activity. Lineage: Eukaryota; Viridiplantae; Streptophyta; Magnoliopsida; Caryophyllales; Amaranthaceae. Gene Ontology annotation, cellular component: Golgi apparatus. The coding region runs from base 702 to 1784 and encodes 360 amino acids. The transcript has a single exon.